This is a messenger RNA of Lycium ferocissimum, 947 nucleotides long. Its product is annotated as pathogen-related protein-like. The transcript has 4 exons. NCBI's taxonomy places the organism in Eukaryota, Viridiplantae, Streptophyta, Magnoliopsida, Solanales, Solanaceae. The record is from RefSeq and is a predicted model, not a curated record. Bases 76 to 792 code for a protein of 238 amino acids.
CAUGUAUUAUGUUAGUCUUCUGAUUAUAUAAAGCCUCCUCUCUCGGAUUGUAUAAUUAGCAUCAAAUUAACCAAGAUGGCCAGUCUAGUAGGAGGGGGAGAUAAAUACAGAGACUACUUGAAUGAUGAAGAGGUCAAAAACACCAAAUGGAGAAAUGGUCCUCCUAGUUAUGAUGUUGUUGAUAAGCUCUUUGAACAAGAAAGAACUCAUCUUUGGCCUGAAGGAUCACUUGAAGAGAAAGUGCAAAGGCUAUUGAAGACAUGGGAAAUGGAAAUAGUCCACAAGGCAGAUCCUAAUGACUUCAAAACUGUUGAUCCAACAAAGUUCACAAUUAGUGUCAACGGCAGGAAGGGGUUGACACCGGCAGAUUCUGCAAAGCUUGGUGGUAGCUAUAAUAUAUUCCUACAAACUUCAUUGCCAGAGAAUGUUCGACUCUACAACCCUGAUGAAGAAACAUUUGAAUCAUCACAAAAAGUUUUCAGAUCCAUAUUUUUACGAGGAUUUGCAAUCGAAAUACUCCAUGUAUAUUCAGGACCACCAGAAAUAGUGUACAAGUUUAGGCAUUGGGGUUACAUGGAAGGUCCAUUUAAAGGACAUGCUCCAACUGGACAACUUGUAGAGCUCUUUGGGAUUGGCACUUUUGAAUUGGACAAAGAGAGUAACAAGAUUGUUAAGUCCGAGAUGUUUUUUGAUAGAGGAGAAUUGCUUGGAGGCCUUGUGAAAGGAGAAAGCAAUGGUGAAUCCACAAGUGGGAUGACAUUGGAUGCUUCAAAAUGUCCUUUUAUGAAAUAAUAGACAUUACUAGCAACAUGUUGCUACUUUCAACUAUUUUCAAGAUCUAUGGUCAUGUUUAAUUUUACUAGAAAUAGGUGCAAAAGUGUAGCUUAACUUUGAAGCAUGUGGUUUCUUCAAUAUCCCAAAUAAAAAGUACUCGUGUUCCAUGAUUA